Closterium sp. Naga37s-1 is the source of this 1363-nucleotide messenger RNA. The record is from the annotation of a GenBank genome assembly. NCBI's taxonomy places the organism in Eukaryota, Viridiplantae, Streptophyta, Zygnematophyceae, Desmidiales, Closteriaceae.
GUACAUGGUGGAGGAGAUAGGCGUUCCAGUGGAUGUGAAGGAUGACGAGGGGGAGACGCCGCUGAUGCUGGCAGCGAGGGACGACCACUCAGACGCUGCCAUGUGGUUGGUCGAGCACGGGGCGGCUGUUGCCAUGUCAGCAGAGAAGUCGGGCGCGCAGGCGAUACAUCAUGCGGCAGGGCAUGGUUCGGUGAAGAUCCUCGAGCUCCUAUUGGACCACGGCGCCGACCCUAACGCUCAGAGCGACGCCGGGCCGCCAUUGCUAUGGGCGUGCGGGCACGGGAAGGUGGCUGCAGCCGGUGUGCUUCUAACGAGGGGAGCCAAUCCAGACACGCCCAGCGAGGAUGGCGUGACCUCGCUGCUCACCGCCACUGCUGCCGGGGAGACGGAAAUAGUCAAGCUUUUGCUCCAGACAGCCAAGGCUGCUGGGGAGACGGAGACGACUUUUGAGACGUCUCAAAAGUCGUCUGCUGGGGAGACGGGGAUUGUGAAACUGGUGCUCAAGCCCAACCCAGGUGGCCCCCCUCUCCCCACCAACGCUGCUGCUGCCGCCGCCGCUGCAGCAGCAGCUAGUAGUGCCAACGGCACCACUGCAGCCCCAUCCUCCCCUCUCCCCUGUGUUACCUCCACCACGCCUCUCAUCAUUGCUGCUGACGCGGGAAACACACCCGCCGUCUCGGCCCUCCUUGCUGCCGGUGCCGAUGCCAACAGGCGGGACGAGGAUGGCAUGACUGCUCUAGACGCUGCUGCAGCUGCGGGGAAUAAGGAGGUUGUCGGGUUGUUGCUGCCGGUGACUCAGCGGCCGGCUGACGUGGCGGAAGGGGAUUGGACGGUGGAGGGAGUAAUGAAACGAGCUUCGGGAGCAGCUGCUGCAGGAGGAGCGGGAGGAGGGGGGAAGGGAGAGGCGUCAACAGGAGGAGGAGGGGGGGGAGCAGGAGGGGUAGGAGCUGCACCCCCAGGGUCUGCUCUGUCUGCGGAUGUGGCUGCAGCAGUGGCAGAGGCGAAGACGAGAGGCGAUGCUGCUUUCAGAUCACAGCAGUUCCAAGAAGCAGUCGACUCUUACACUCAGGCGUUGGAUAUGUACCCGCAGGCAGACCUGGCAGCAACUCCAGCAGAGGACAGGGUGAUGAAAGGGACGCUCCUGGCCAACCGCAGCAUCUGCUGGCUGCGAUUGGGACAGGCGCCCCUUGCCCUGGCAGACGGGCAGAUGAGCCGAUCGCUGCGGCCCGACUGGCCAAAGGCGUACUUCCGAGAAGGGAGUGCUUUCCGGGCGAUGGAGCGUUAUGAGGAUGCAGCGAAUGUGUUCUUCGAAGGGGUUCAAGCCGAUCCGAAUAACAUGGAUCUCACUGCAGCAUUUCAGUAA